Messenger RNA from Calliphora vicina (urban bluebottle blowfly), 1437 nucleotides. It is a transcript of the gene Orco, whose product is annotated as odorant receptor co-receptor. The record is from RefSeq and is a predicted model, not a curated record. The transcript is spliced from 7 exons. Gene Ontology annotation, biological process: detection of chemical stimulus involved in sensory perception of smell; sensory perception of smell. Gene Ontology annotation, cellular component: plasma membrane. The coding region runs from base 1 to 1437 and encodes 478 amino acids. Gene Ontology annotation, molecular function: odorant binding; olfactory receptor activity. NCBI's taxonomy places the organism in Eukaryota, Metazoa, Arthropoda, Insecta, Diptera, Calliphoridae.
AUGCAGUCAAAUCUACAACCAACAAAAUAUGUUGGCCUGGUGGCCGACUUAAUGCCCAACAUCAAGCUGAUGAAAUACUCUGGCUUGUUUAUGCAUGCAUUCACGGGUGGUUCGCCGCUGCUGAAAAAGGUCUAUUCGUCCAUACAUUUGGUGUUAGUAUUGGCACAAUUCGCUUUCAUACUUGUCAACAUGGCCCUGAAUGCCGACGAAGUAAAUGAGUUGUCCGGUAAUACAAUUACCGCACUAUUCUUUACGCACUCUGUUACGAAAUUUAUUUAUCUGGCUGUGAAUCAAAAGAAUUUUUACAGAACAUUGAACAUUUGGAAUCAGGUUAAUUCACAUCCAUUGUUUGCUGAAUCUGAUGCUCGCUAUCAUUCAAUCGCUUUGGCCAAAAUGAGGAAAUUAUUCUUCUUGGUAAUGCUGACGACAGUAGUAUCAGCCGUGGCAUGGAUAACCAUAACUUUCUUUGGUGAAAGUGUCAAGUUUGCUUUCGACAAGGAGACCAACUCCUCCAUUACGGUGGAGAUACCAAGAUUGCCCAUUAAAUCAUUCUAUCCCUGGGAUGCCAGCCAGGGUAUGUUCUAUAUGAUAUCGUUCGCCUUUCAGGGCUACUACUUGCUUUUCUCCAUGGUACACUCGAACUUGUGUGAUGUCCUGUUCUGCUCAUGGUUGAUAUUUGCCUGCGAACAACUGCAACAUCUGAAGGGCAUUAUGAAACCUUUAAUGGAAUUAUCAGCCUCCUUAGAUACAUAUCGUCCCAAUUCUGCAGCACUCUUUCGUUCGCUGUCUGCCAACUCCAAGUCAGAGUUAAUCAUUAAUGAAGAGAAAGAACCUCCCAGUGACCUGGAUAUGACCGGCAUCUAUAGCACCAAGGCCGAUUGGGGUGCACAAUUCCGCGCGCCCACAACACUGCAAACGUUUAAUGGCGUCAACGGUGGCAAUCCGAAUGGUUUGACAAAGAAACAGGAAAUGAUGGUACGCAGCGCAAUCAAAUAUUGGGUGGAGAGGCAUAAACAUGUUGUCAGAUUAGUUGCUGCCAUCGGUGAUACAUAUGGCGCCGCAUUACUUUUACACAUGUUGACAUCAACCAUUAAGUUGACACUGUUGGCAUAUCAGGCAACCAAAAUAACGGGUGUCAAUGUUUAUGCUUUCACCGUUAUUGGUUAUUUGGGUUAUGCAUUGGCCCAAGUAUUUCACUUUUGUAUUUUUGGCAACCGUUUAAUUGAAGAGAGUUCAUCCGUUAUGGAGGCUGCAUACUCUUGUCACUGGUAUGAUGGUUCUGAAGAGGCCAAAACUUUUGUACAAAUCGUUUGUCAACAAUGCCAGAAAGCAAUGUCCAUUUCGGGUGCAAAAUUCUUUACAGUCUCAUUGGAUUUAUUUGCUUCGGUUCUUGGUGCAGUUGUCACAUACUUCAUGGUGUUGGUGCAGCUCAAGUAA